AUGACAUUACUUCCACCACAAGUGAGGGACCAUUUAAUGAAUAAUCAAAAAAAUAAAGAGACGAAUAUGAAUAUGAUUCAUAACAACCAUCACUCAAUGGAAUCACAUCAACACAUGGUAGGUAAAGAUAUGGAUAUGGGAGAAGACUCAUGUUCCAUGAACAUGUUAUUCAGUUGGUCAUACAAGAAUACUUGUGUUGUUUUCAAAUGGUGGCAUAUUCGUUCCUUCUUUGGAUUAAUUAUAAGCUGUUUGAGCAUUAUGACUUUAUCAUAUCUUUAUGAAUAUUUUAAAUAUCGUCUUAAUUCAUACGAAGAAAACGAAUUGAAAAGGAAUUCCAAUGCAGUUAAUACGAGAAAGUUCAAAUUACAUACAAGUAUUUGGUAUGCGGUUCAAGUUGGGUUUUCAUUCAUGCUCAUGCUUGUUUUCAUGACAUAUAAUGGCUGGUUAAUGUUAGCUGUUGUGUUUGGAGCAUUUUUGGGACACUAUUCUUGGAAUGUCCCAAAUUCUAUAAAGUCUACUCUCGGUUCACAAUCUUUGGCAUGCCAUUGA
Molecule: messenger RNA, 549 nt
Organism: Naumovozyma dairenensis CBS 421
Lineage: Eukaryota; Fungi; Ascomycota; Saccharomycetes; Saccharomycetales; Saccharomycetaceae
Gene: CTR2
Product: low-affinity Cu transporter
Exons: 1
Coding region: 1-549 (182 amino acids)
Biological process (GO): copper ion transmembrane transport
Cellular component (GO): membrane
Molecular function (GO): copper ion transmembrane transporter activity
Source: RefSeq, a predicted model, not a curated record